UUAUAUCUUGUUCUUCCCUGCGCAUCUUGUUUGACCCUGCAUCUCCUCUCCUCAUCUCAUCUUCACCAUGAAUAAAGUCAUAACCGGUUCCAACGCUCUGGUAGUAGGCGGCACCAGCGGUAUAGGCUACGCAAUCGCUAGCCGCCUAGCAGCAUCACCCAAUUACCAGUUCUCAUCAAUCACCAUUGUGGGCCGCACAAAACCUCAGGUCAUGCCAGCUGACAAAGUCUCAUUUCGCGCUGUCGACGCAACAUCAAUGCACGCUUUGAAAGAGUUUGCGCAAGAGUUCCGAGAUAAUAGCCAGAACAGUCCUCUCGAUCUUCUCGUGAUGACGCAGGGAAUCAUGUCAUUCGCUGGACGGACGGAAACACCUGAGGGGAUUGACAGGAAGAUGGCGUUGCACUACUACGGCCGUCAGCUCUUGAUUAGAGAGCUCAGACCCAUUCUUAGCCAGGAUGCGAAAGUACUUCUCGUUUUAGAUGGACUCAACGCUAGCCCUGACAAGUUGAACUGGGAUGAUCUCGACCUCAAGGAAACUUUCAGUCUUGCUCACGCAGCCAACCACUGUAUCACCAUGAAUGACGCAAUGAUACAGUAUCACGCACUUCAAAACCAAGGCUCCAAACAGUUCUUCGCACACGGAUAUCCGGGAGUUGUAAACACAGCAACACCCAAGAACUCAGCUUGGUAUUUCCGAGCUGUGUCCAAGGUUGCUUCGAAAUUGGUCGGCCUCCAGCCUGAGCAGUGUGCUGAAAGACAACUUGAUGGACUGUAUAAAGCGGUGGAUGAGUUGAAGUCCAAAGGCACGUCCUGGGCUUGUAUCGAUAAUCAUGGAAAGGUGAUUGGAGGGAAGAAGGAGUGGUCUGAGGAGGAGAGAGGGAAGAUUGCUGAUCAUACCUGGGCCCUUGUCGAUCGUACAUGAGAUAUUCAGAACUAGCUCUGUUGGAUAUAACAAUUGGCCAUCAUGCUAUAGACGGAUUGUGUAGCUUUUGGAUAACCAUGUCUUCCUGUAUACAUGUUUGGUAGCAUAGCAAGACCCCAUUCAACCGUUCUGGACUUACACCGCCAUCUCACGAAGUACUUUCUCAGCCAUUUCACCGCCAGAAUCAACCGCAUAGUCCAGAG
Messenger RNA from Fusarium verticillioides 7600, 1125 nucleotides. RefSeq lists its product as hypothetical. Bases 68 to 922 code for a protein of 284 amino acids. Lineage: Eukaryota; Fungi; Ascomycota; Sordariomycetes; Hypocreales; Nectriaceae. The record is from RefSeq and is a predicted model, not a curated record. The transcript has a single exon.